GCUCAAGAUAUCAAGCAGGUCGUCCAGACCUUGGCCCAGGGGACCCCAGACGCCCAGCGCGACGCCAUCUACCGCUACUUUGCUCCCGGCGCUGCUUUUGAACACCCCUUCUGCCGCGUUCCAUCUUUCAAGAACCUGCACAUUCCCGGCGUGGGCAGCUUCGACUCGCGCGUGCUCAUUGCUGCCAUCUACCGGUGUCCAAAGAUCGAGCUCGAGAUCGAAUCAUGCGUCCACGAUGAGCGCGCCAAUCUCCUCUACCUCACCAUCUUCCAGGUCUUCUCCAUCUGGUUCAUCCCCUUCCACCGCGCCCCGGUCCGCCUCGUCUCCGAGAAGCGGCAGGCCGUGCAGGAGGGCGCCGAGCCGAGCUACGCGGCCGUCACGGCCGGCGACGCUCCCGCCUCCGAUGCCGCCUGCUCCUCGGCGGCCGGGCCGCCGACGCGCUACGUCAUCGACAGGCAGCAGGACCUGUACCAGGUGAACGAGUUCCUCAGGUUCGUCACCCUCCAGCCCGGCUCCGCCGCCGCCGGCUUCCUGCAGCUGGUGGCGACCUUGAUGUGCCUGCUCGGCGCCACCCUGUUGAGCCCGCUCAUAAACACCGUCUGG
Messenger RNA from Thermothelomyces thermophilus ATCC 42464, 603 nucleotides. RefSeq lists its product as uncharacterized. The annotation marks the transcript as partial. The transcript has 4 exons. The record is from RefSeq and is a predicted model, not a curated record. NCBI's taxonomy places the organism in Eukaryota, Fungi, Ascomycota, Sordariomycetes, Sordariales, Chaetomiaceae.